This is a messenger RNA of Frieseomelitta varia, 1623 nucleotides long. RefSeq names its product lysM and putative peptidoglycan-binding domain-containing protein 3. The record is from RefSeq and is a predicted model, not a curated record. The transcript is spliced from 3 exons. The coding region runs from base 220 to 963 and encodes 247 amino acids. NCBI's taxonomy places the organism in Eukaryota, Metazoa, Arthropoda, Insecta, Hymenoptera, Apidae.
CAAUAUAGCAUUUGUAACAGAAACUUAACCUAACCUUUCUCGAUUACAAUUGUGCGUGUACAAUAUGUGCAUGAUCUGUGCAAUAGGUUAGGUUCUGAUCCGACGCAAGAUUUGGAUAGUAUUUCUAUUUAGAAAUGUCAUUCAAAUUUGAUUCUUGCAUAUGACGGACAAUAAAAGACAGUAAGGAAAAUUUGUAGAAAAGGAGAAAGUGCGAGACAAAUGGUUUAUCAACGUGGAAAUCAGAGGGAUGGUUCCCCACAUUAUGUCUUUUUAUACUCGGAUGAUGAAAAUAGCGGAGAUGAAGAAAGUAUCUCUUUGCAACAGCGUACUAAGCUUACAUCAUUACCACGUAAAGUGGAAGUGAUAAAUGUUCCGUUGAAAUCAGAAGAUACGUUACAAGCAUUGGCAUUACGGUAUAGAUGCACGAUCUCUGAACUGAAAAGAAUCAACAAGAUUCACAAAGAAAAUGAAAUACAUGCAAGACGAUUCAUCAAAGUACCUGUACAACCAUUUUCUCUUCUGACUGAAACUUUAGAACAAGAUCCUAGUGGGCAGGUAAACAGAAGCGAAGUAAGUACAUCCAGUCCCGGUGAAGGGACAGAUAGUACAGUAACAAAUGAUCCACUAUUAAAUGUGAUAAAAAGUCCUGUUGUGGUUGAAUUACCAAAGACAGAAAUUAAUACAAUUAUAUUAAACUCAGUUUGCGAACCCUUGUCGUCAUACAACAAUAGUAACUCCUUAGACAUUACCAGUUCAGAGUGUGACCAAUUACUUACUCCAACAGAGAGUAAUACAGAAAACUCUCAUUUAACAGAAACAUUUAGAUGUUCUGGUGAUGACUGUGGAAUAUCUUGGACACAGCUUCUUGGAUUUUCCUUGUUACUAGGCUUUGCGGGACCUAUCAUAUAUAUACUUUACAUAACUGAGUUUUCAUCUAAAACUCAUUCAGUUGCUAAUCAUUAGUUAUAUAAUAUCAUUGUUGCAAUAAGUACAACUUAUUGUACUAUAAAUAUUUGCAACAAUUGCAACUGCAGCUUGCAAUAACAAUCAAUUGAUGACUAUGCUAUUUCAAACGAGUGAGAUUAUAUUAAAAAAUAAAAAUUUAGAAUUUUAAUUCAUAUGCCAUUACAUUACUGAAAAAAUAUGAUACUUUGUAAAGAAAGAACGAUAUUAUUUUUUGACACUUGAAAUAUAUAAAUAAAAUAUAUUUUUCAAGUAAAUGACAUACAUAUAAGAGAAAAUCAGCAAAUAGCAUCGAACAGCACGAAUAUCUAGUGCCUUUGUAAUUGAUUAUUUAAUGAAUUUUUGAAUAAUUGUACAAACAUUGUAAAAUAGGAAUCGCCAAAGCUAUUUCUAAAGAUCUUGUACAAAAAUAUUAAUGGAUAUCAUAUAUCCGUUUUAUAUUUUGACGAUUCACGUGAUAUGAAAUUAUUUGUUUUUAUCUUAUAUGUUAUUUGGAAAAAAAAUGUUGAUAUUAUAAUUGACAUACUUAGAUAUUGCAUAUUGACGAUAAAGAAUUCUGUUCUCAUGACAAUAAGCGUGUUACUAAGCAGCUUCGGAAUUAUGUAAAAUAUUAUUUUGAUAAAAUGUUUUUCUUGUUGAAAAAUUAUAAAUAUAUUUAUA